CGUAGCUCUGGAUAUUUGCUGUAAUAAGCAGAUAACAAAACGAUCCAAAACUAUAAAACUAAGGAAAACUAAAUCUACUCCAAAAACUCUCAACUCUGUAUAUCCUUUCUUCGUGUACUUGUCAACAAUCUUGAACUGAAUGUCUCACCAGAAGGAAGCCAUAUUUCAAUCAUCACGUUUAGUGAUGAGAAAAAUACUCAAGUACAAUUAUCAAUGAAAAGUCUGAAUAAAGCGGAUGUGGAAAACAGAAUUGCGAUGCUCCAAUAUCACUAUUUGAUAGGUUAUCAUGAAAAAAGAACGGAUGUAGCUUUACUAAAAGCAAAUGAGAUAUUCAAGAGAAAUAAUUCACUAAAUCAUCGACAAGAUAAAGAUGAUGUCAUAAUUCUGCUCACUGAUGGACCACCAACGCGAAGGAGGGGAAAAGUUGAACAACCGCACGACAUCGCCAUAGCUGAAGCAAAGAAACUGAGAGACAAAGGCAUAAUCAUUGUUGGGAUUGCUGCUGGUAACAGUCAACAAAAAGUUAGAACUGUGCCAUUCUUGACAAAUAUAUCAACAGCCGGUCAAACGCUCUCAUCUACAUUUCAUGAUUUAAUUCUGUUGGUCGACAGAAUUGUGUACGCUUUCUGUCCCCAACCUUCCCUUGGACCAAGUAAACCUAGAAAUUUGACAGUCGUGGUUAAUGGAAGAAGUUUAACACUUUCGUGGCUCAAGCCAGAAAUUGCUUCGGAUAAUAUUGUCCAGCAUUAUCUCGUAUCCUGGGGGACAAAUCGGAGUAGCCUAUCAGUCCAAAAACAGGUUGUGUCGAGUCCUUUUUUACGUGAUUUUGAAAAACCUGGAUUAUACAAUUUCAAAGUGCAAGCUGUUGAUAAGAAUGGUGUUGGUGAAGCUGUCUGUCUUAACAACGUAACAAUCGAUGAACGAGAGCGUGUUCCGACCAUGAGUGCAGAGAAUCCACGAGGUGUUUCGACGGACAAUGCCGUGGGUGGUCAAAAGGUCUCAACGGCGCUGGUGUUAACAAAAGCUGUAAAUUCACAACCAGACUAUGCCAUUGCAGGGGGCGUAGCAGGAUCUGUGUUUAUUUGCUUGGCUUCGUUUUCCCUUUUAUUUAUAGUAAAGAAAAUUCGAAAUAGACGCAGAGAGAAUUCAAUAAAGGAAUUUGAAUCCUGAAUCACAAACCGGUCCAAAACGACAAAUUCCCGAAAUGAUGCAUUGCUUGAGCUGGAACAGUUAAACGAAGAAAGCGAGCUCCAUCCAGAAGAAAUCUCAUAUGUAACCAUAUUGAAAGACUGGGAAAUUUCGCCUUACCACCUGCACAUAAUGGAAAAAACA
Molecule: messenger RNA, 1332 nt
Organism: Dendronephthya gigantea
Lineage: Eukaryota; Metazoa; Cnidaria; Anthozoa; Malacalcyonacea; Nephtheidae
Exons: 7
Coding region: 214-1170 (318 amino acids)
Molecular function (GO): protein binding
Source: RefSeq, a predicted model, not a curated record